UACGCGCCCAGCGCCUACGCGGAUCGUCGCGGUGCUCGUCGUCCUCGUUUGUCGUCGCUGGUGGUGUAGUUCUCUUAUUUUUUCAUUUUUUUCACCCUCACGAAUUUUUACGCUAACCCGUGCGUGCUCGCAACAAGGCCGGUCGAACGAGACACCGAGAGAUAGAGAGAAAAAAAGUACAUCGUUUCAGUUCGGCUGCAGCCGCUGCCGCCGCUGCUGUCGCUGUUCUUUUCUCGACCGGCUUGCGUGGAGCGUGCGUCUUUCUCGUCGGUGCGAAUACAGUGGUGGAAGAAGAAGAAGCAUACGGGAUUUUACACGCUCGUGAGGACUGGCUACACGUUUCUCUGUCUGGCUUUGGAGCUGGCCGGCUCUACGCAUCCCGCUAGGCAGUUCAGCAUGAUAUGAUAACAGCGACCGAGGAUAACUCCCCCGCAAGAUGAAGAAUCCUUACGUCCUCGCGUGUUUCCUGCUCGUUGCGCCCGGGGUGCUGGGCCUCACCCUGCAGGAGGACGAUCUGGUGUUCGACGACGUCGGCGAAGAGGGGACCAGCACCGCAGCAACGGUGAUCAGUCGUCGUUACGACGAGCGCAAGGCCAACUGGUUCGAGCAGAAGUAUCCCCACGAGAUUAAGAGGCACCAAUUCGACAAGGUGAACAACGUGCCCCACGUCGUGGUGCCAGUUGGCCACGUGCUUAAGCUUCGUGUCCACAAGGAAGCGUUCACGGGGCCCGAGGAUUACUACGAGUUGUUCGACACGAGCGGGAACAAGCUACUUCGAUGGCUGUACUGGGACGACGCGGCGUCGACCCUGAUGGGCGUCCCGACGAAGAAGGACGUGGGGAGCCGUCGGCUGAGCGUGAAAGUGGUGCCGAAGGACGACGUCGCCACUACGAAGGACCUGUUCGUCGUGCAAGUGGUCCCCGAGAAGCACGAGGAAUUGAAGCACAGGGACGGAAAGACACACUGCAACGAAGGGGAGGAACAGACGUUGCUGACGAUACUGUUGGACGCAAAGUUCGACAACCUCACGCCGGUCACGCGAGUCAACACCAUCGAGAACCUCGCAGGAUUUCUGGGACUUCACGUGAGCGCAUUUUCGAUGCAUCCGCAAAACGCCAAAGAGAAUUUCAACGCUGAUUCCACGGUGAUCCUUAGCGGGCCUGGAAACGUGAAACAUCGGAAAGAGAAACAUCUCACGGCAGUCCAAUGGCAGGUCGGUUGUGACGGUCAUUUAUGGAGACACCAGACAGAUUUGGUGAAACAUCUGCGAGAACAAGCGAAGGAUGGCACUCUGGCGGAAGUAAUGCAACUUCCGGUCCUAUUAUGGCGCGUUAAAACGGAAUCGAGCCUGUUACUAAGAAGCAGAAGAGAGAGCGGUUCCGGACAUUAUAGUAAUCCGGAUUACGACAGUUACGAUUAUGAUAUUGAAUACGAUGGUGAAGAUGGCGAGGAUGGCGAGGAUGGUGAGGAUGGAGAGGACGGCGAGGAUGGGGAUGACUCGCAAGUACAGCCAACGUUCAUGCCCGAAACUAAUCCUAGGGAAAAUCUUGCCCCGGAACAUCCUCACAGGCAUCACCAUGGGGAGGAACCUAUCGAUUGGAACACCGAAGAUGAUAACGAUGAUCUUAUAAUACCCGACACUCAUCCAGACAUAAUAGAGAGUGUAUUGAACAGAACCACUACAGACGCCAUGUCAACUACAACAACCACUGAACUUACAUCACCACCAUCAACAACUCCAACAACCACCACCACGACGACUACCUCAACUACUUCGACAACAACAACAACAACAACAACAACAACUCAACAACCACCCUCGUCAACGGCCACUAGUACUACUACUAGCACAACAACGAGUACAACAAUAGCAGAUACAACAACAGCAACCAUUAUGCCGACCAUCAUUGUUCCAUCGACCGAGCCACCGGAGAAAUCGGAGAUAACGAUCGAAGAGACAACGAAGAAUACCAGAUACACGGAGACUGAUUCUUUAAAUGUCUCAUCUGUCACUAUACCAGAACUCACCACCAUCCCCCCUUCGGUAAUUGUACCCCAUUCUAGCACCAUUACCACCACUACCACUACUGGAACCAUCCCUACCACUGUUGUUGUCGAAAGGACGGAAACGGAUGUGACCAGUGGUACCAUUAAUGUCACUACGGAAGAGCCGACAGAACAGUCGUCUAUGACCUCGACGAAACAAUCCAGUACUCUGUUACCUGUCACAGUACCUGCGAACACUACAAUCACAACCACAACUACAGCAUACGUUACAUUCUAUAACACUACAACUACAACACCAAUAAUAACGACACAGAUGAGAACAACGCCAACUACCACAACAACCACCACCACCACCACCACUACUACUACCACUAUGGCUCCAACCACUGCCAGUACAACCACCACCACGACCACUACCACUCCAGCGCCGACCAGCGCUGCUACUGAACCAGCUAGAGUUAUCACGGAAACCGAGUACGAAGUUCACAACUUUGUACCUAAACAAGAUAGAAGAUUGAAGAAAAUACCUGUCACAGCUGGAAAACCGUUAAGCUAUGUCAUACCUGCCAAUACGUUUAGCGAUAUAGAAGAUGGAGAUACCAGGAAUUUGAGACUAAGUUUAUAUCUACAGGGUGCACCGUUAAAAUCCACUCACUGGUUGCAGUUUAAUCAAAAAACACAGGAAGUUUAUGGAUUGCCACUAGAGAACGAUAUUUCUACCUGGACCUACGAAUUGGUAGCUGCCGAUAGCGAGGGAUUAAAUGUGACAGAUCGACUUGAUAUUCACGUACAGCAGCACAAGCUUAGUCGGACUGUAAAUCAUGAAUUUAGUAUAUAUUUAAGGAUCGAUAAGCGAACUGAAUUUCCUACAGACGUAGAUUGGGAGCUAAAGGUAAUUCGAAGUAUAGCCGAAUUAUAUGAAGAUAGCGAUACCAGACAUAUUACUGUUAGAUCAGUCGAUAUCGAUCGCGAUCAGGCGAUUUUCACUUGGACCAAUGAUAGUUUGCCUAGAAGCAGCGAUUGUCCUAAAGAUUAUAUCAACGAUUUAUUACAUGUUCUGAUUGAUAGAAAUGGUGAUCCUAGUUCUUCGCUGAGAAAUGUUCUUCUUCCUGAAAUUAGAGUAAAACGAGUAGUUUAUCAAGGCAUUGGGCAAUGCGAAGAUAUGACCCGUCCAGAAGUGCCAAAAGUUUCCACGCAGGAGCCUAAAUCAAAUUUCCCGCCACUACCAAGAAAUCAAGUGGAUCUUGUCAAUGCCACUGUUGGUCAAUUACUUGUAUUUAAAGUACCAGAGGAUACUUUUUACGAUGCAGAAGAUGGUUCCGCAAGAAACAUGAAAAUGUCUCUUCUAACUAUUGAACGCAAACCUAUUCCGCCAUACGAGUGGUUGCAAUUCGAUAGUAAAAAUCAAGAAUUUUAUGGAGUACCAAUGCGUAGUGACGUUGGACGUAAAGAAUAUCAAUUAGUAGUUACUGACAAAGAAGGUGCAAGCGCCACCGAUGGCCUAGUGGUUGUGGUUCAUUCUGCUCCUUUUAUGCAACACACAGUAGAAUUUUCCAUGACAUUGGAUAUCCCAUAUGAAUCAUUUGCACAUUCUGCUCUUCAAAAGCGCAAUUUUAUUGAAAAGUUACGUGAUUUGUACCAAGAUAAAGAUACUAAUGCAAUCUCAUUGCAUAGCAUAUCAAAUGGUAGCACAGUAAUCACGUGGCACAACAGAACUUUGCCUACCUCGUAUUGCGCGCAUGAAGAAGUUAGCAGAUUGCGUUCAGUGCUUGUUAAGAGUGAUAAUGAUCGUCGAUCCGUUACAGAUGAAGUCCUUGAGAUCAUGGGUUUAAAAUUCCCUGUUAAACAAAUCACUGUGAUUCCUAUGGGCAUUUGUCUUGGCGAAUUAACAGAUGUUCAUUCGCGUGACAAUCAUGUUCCACCAGUGGACGAUUCCACUUCAGUUGGGGCGUUCCACGAUGAUUAUCUUAUCACAUUCGUCCUACCAGCUAUAAUAAUCGCCAUAAUGCUCAUUUUAGCAGGCAUCAUUGCAUGCGUGUUUUAUAGACGAAGGCGUAGUGGGAAAAUGAGUGUCAGCGAACAAGAUGACGAAAGACAAAGUUUCCGUAGCAAGGGAAUACCGGUUAUUUUCCAAGAUGAAUUGGAUGAAAAACCAGAUCCAGGUAACAAGUCUCCUGUCAUUUUAAAAGAAGAGAAACCACCGUUACCACCUCCCGAAUAUCAAAAAGCCGAAGACGGUGCAGAUGUACCAAUGUUGCCAAAGGAGAAUUCCGAAGAACCGUACCAACCACCUCCACCAUUCGCCACGAACCGCGACACUAACCGUCAGAAUCGUCCUAAACCCACUCCUACGUACAGAAAACCACCUCCAUACGUACCUCCCUAACAAAAUACGGUUCAUUCGCCUACGCGCAAAUAUAUGUUAGCGAUGCUCGGAGACUCCCCAAUUCACGCGCAAAACCAAACUAACUAUCAGAAAAAAUCUCAGCUUGCCGGUAAAAUCGACAACUGCGGAUCUCUGAACGUAUACAACAAUCUUAAGUAAAAAAGAAAAAAAAAGAAAAAAAAAAUGCUUUCGUUCGUCCCGGCAUUCAAUAUCAAUAUAUAAUAUAUCGGUAUUACGAUACAAGAGAAGAUGAAAGAUCUGUUCAUGAGAAUUCACACCAAAAGUCACGCCCAUUUUAUUUACUUUAUUAUAUAAUCUACAUAUAUAUAUAUAUAUAUAUAUAUAUAUAUAUAUNAUAUAUAUAUAUAUAUAUAUAUAUAUAUGUAUGUACUCAUUUAUCGCUAUUUAUCCGCGGUAUUUAAAGGAAGAGAAAGAAAAGAAAUAAGAGGGAAAUCAUCCAUAAAUUUCUUUUCUUUUUCUUCUUCAUUUUAUUUUUAUUUUAACAAAUGUACUUUUGUCAUUAUCGACCGUCUUGUAAUUUCACGGGAAACUUUUUCUAGGGAGUGUAUGGGAUUACAAAUCACGCGUUGCCUUUCGUAACGAAUUCAAACUGUAGAAAGAGAGAGAGAGAGAGAGAGAGGGAGAGAGAGAAUGAUUCACUACUCUGACCGGGUAAGCGGAUAUUUUAGGUUUUAGGUUUAUGAAACAUGUAGAACCAGCCAAGUCGUUUAGGGCGAAAUGUAUUUUACUUGAUAAUAUGAGGAUAGGAAAAAGAACCAAUGUGUAUAUGCAGCAAUGAUACUCGUUAAAUAUUUCAGUAAUAUCAGUGCCAUUUUUUAAGCAAUAAGGGUAUCCUGCUGUGAAUGAUGAAAAUACAUAUAAUGGUUCUAUGACUUAACACAAUUGUUUAAAAAAAAAAAAAAAAGAAAAAGAAAAACAUGCGGUCUCCAAGUAUCAAAGACUAUCGACUUAACGAAUCUUACAACGUACCUAUAAUGCAUAACGCUGCCAGAUAAAAAAAAAAAGAAAUAUGAUAAUUCGUCGUCGGAUGAGAUAGUUUUAUUGCUAGUAAUUCAAGAUUUUUUUUUUUAUACUAUCCAUUUUAUAAGAGGAAGAAAUAUUGAAAAGGAAACGAAUAUCAGUUUCAAAUAUUCUACGAUUUUAUUGAACUGACCCAUCCGACAAUCGAUUGUCAGACUUAAACGAUUAACUUAGUAAAACGUGAAGAUUUUUUUAAAGAAAAAAAAAAAAAAAAACGUAACUUAAUCGUGUAUAUCUGUUUGCGCGAUAUGCCAUUGCAGAGUGACAGCAAAAUGCUUCCAUUGGCACUGUAGGCCAUGCAAAAUAAAAGAAAAAUUAAUGAUAAUAUAUACAAAUAUAUUAUAUAUAUAAAUAUGUAUAUUACCUAUUUGUCGUUCGAUAGACAGUCUGCUGCAGUUACUUAGAUCAAUGUUCGAAAACACUGCCAGAUCCACCUCAUAUAAUAUAGCAUUUACAUUGUCUUGCUCUUUUUAUUUUUUUAUUUUAUUUUAUUUUUAUUCGCAACAACGGGCUUUCUACUCGUUUUACGCACAAUCUGACAAGAAAUUGUUUUUUUUUUUUUAAUUAUAACUAUAUUCCGUGACUAUUAUUUAAAGUUCUUUGUUUCUAUUUUUUAUAAAACUUGAAAAACAAUUUUAUCUUUUAAUAAUUCUAAAUCUGUUGAAAACUUAAUUUUAAUUUAGAUUUUAUAUAGUUACCAAGCCAAAAAAAACUAACUAAUUAAAGCAAAAAAAAAAAAAAAAUGGGAUUAAAUAAGAUGAAACAAAAGGAGAGAAGGACAAAGUAAUAAGACCUACUUUUUAACAUAUACAAACAGGCGUAAACCCGUACAUCCUUCGGCGCAUACGCAUUUUUUUAUAAGAAUAAUUUUAUAAUCUAUCAAACUGCUCUGUUGCAAAGAAGAAUUCUAACUAAUUUCAAUGAAUGAAUAAAUUAAAAAAAAAAAAAAAUAGAAAAAAUAUGAAUUGUAAUUUUUUUCGUGGGAUACGGGUAUGUACGCAUUGCCGUUUCUUCAAUACCUCGAUAAUUUCCUGAUAUUUUUUAAAAGAAGAAGGAAAUAAUGCGAGAAAUCGAAAGAAAAGAUGAAAAAAGGGAAUAGAAAAGAAAAAGAAAAAAAUAUGAUAUCUUUCGCGUACCUCGAAUUUGAAGGCUCCGUUCAUUCACUUUUUCGUAAAAUGAAUAGGUAGUUAAUAAAUCUACAAAUUUGGGGUCACUCCUAUUAAAACUUGGUAUGAAUGAUGAUAAUUGUGUAUGUAGAAUGAUAAACGGAUGUUUCGUAUGCAAGCUAAAUUACAAUAUAAUAUAUAAUACUAUUAAUUCACAUCUUUAUAAUGUAGAAGAUGUAAGUAUAUUAACAUGCGACUAUCUCUUGAAUUCAUUUUCAUCGUGUCUUGUUUAUCGCAGAAUAUCGAAUAGAUAUAGGUAUUUUACUCCAUGAAGUAACGUUGCGUUCUCAUGAAACGAACAAGAUAUUACAAACUCGUUGCGAUAUAUCACAAUUAGAAAUCUCGGGAGUAUUUUCUAUUUUUGUAUCAUGUUUUAAUGUAUCAACUGUUCAAGAAAAUUAAAAUGUCAUGGAUCGACGAGACAAACCAUGCUCGAGCUAUCUUUAAAAAAAAGAAAAAAAAAAAAAUUGAAAUCUUUUUUUACAAAAGAGAAAAAAAAUAUACAAUGAAAAGAAAAUAAAUGAAAAUAAAAGAAGCUCGAAUCGUGGAAGAGAAUAUAUCAAUCGUGUAUAAUCAAUUGCGAAAUACCAUUUAAAGACAACUUUCUGAAUCUCUGAUCUGUGACCUGCGAUAAGCAAGAGAAUUCAUAUCAUGCUUUUAAUCAUAUCAUCGCGUAAUUUUCAUGCGCUACAAUUGUGUUACUGUGACAGAAACGACGAAUAUGUAUGAUAAAUAUGUACGAUAUUUAUAAAAUACGGAGAAUAGAAGAAAAAAUGUAAAGAAAAAAAGAGGUUAGGUCUGAUGAAAAUGAAAAUAAGAAAACAAUUGUCAUCUA
Apis laboriosa (Himalayan honeybee) is the source of this 7435-nucleotide messenger RNA. Its product is annotated as dystroglycan-like. Gene Ontology annotation, cellular component: dystroglycan complex; sarcolemma; dystrophin-associated glycoprotein complex. Gene Ontology annotation, molecular function: laminin binding; calcium ion binding. Bases 437 to 4393 code for a protein of 1318 amino acids. The record is from RefSeq and is a predicted model, not a curated record. Gene Ontology annotation, biological process: morphogenesis of an epithelium; muscle attachment; nerve development. Lineage: Eukaryota; Metazoa; Arthropoda; Insecta; Hymenoptera; Apidae. The transcript has 15 exons.